Molecule: messenger RNA, 1343 nt
Organism: Seminavis robusta
Lineage: Eukaryota; Bacillariophyta; Bacillariophyceae; Naviculales; Naviculaceae
Source: the annotation of a GenBank genome assembly
CCAAUCAAGAAGCGACGGGUGCCAAUGUGCCAAUGACUGUCACUCAUCCUCUCAUCAAUGACCUCAACAAUCUUGCUCCCACGCGAUCAUCUACUAGGUAACAGAGCAUCUGUCGCUGCAUGCAUGUAUUACCUACUAGCUAGUAUCUUUCUCAAUAAAAACCAAGAACAAUAAGAUAGACAUCUAUUAGCUCGAACAAGAUGAGCAGCAACAGUGAAGGAGAAGCGUUCAAAGUGGCGCUGAGGCCGCGUGUGAAUAUCAAUUCGACCAUUGAAGAAUUAAAGUCUCAGCAGAGCAGUUUGACGUCGAUUCAACUCAAUUUCUACAAGCGAUUCUUUGAAGAAGCCGAAGAGGAGAAAUUGGAAAAGCUGUUUGAGGCAGUGGGAAGUCUCAAGGCUCUCAAAACGUUGAUUUUCACGUCCAAAGGAUCCAAUGUACAGGUGGUACCCGCCAAUCUAUUAGCCAAAUGUCUCAAUAAAGCAUCCCAGAACUUGGAAACGCUCCAUUUGGACAAUAUCCGCGUCAAUGCGUUCGAUGCCAACAUGGACUGUCUCAGCGAUGCCUUGGCCGAUUUGGAAGAAUUAAAAGUCCUCAAAUUGCACUGCGAAGAUAUGGACGUUUUAGAGCAACCCAUUGCCGCGGCAGGACAGAUACCCACUUUGGAAAUAUGCGAAAUUGAAUCGGCCACCAUUGCCCAAAAAAUUGCAGAACCAUCCGAAUCUUUGUGCUGGAGCAAAUCACUCCACUCGCUCAAACUCAUCAAUGUCGCACAAUCGUUUGGAGACUUGUUUGAUGUCAUUUCGCUACUGGCUGUCAAUCAAGUAUUGCAAGAAUUGACGUUGCAGGUAUCCGAAUUGGAUGUCAAGGGAGGACAGGAAUUGGUCAAAAUGCUCGCAUACAAUAGCUCCUUGCAACGAGUCGUGCUACAGGCCGAACGCAUGGCCAAUGCCACCGUGGGAGAAGCAUUCAUACCCUCGCUGGCACAGAAUGAAUCGCUACAGUACUUUCAAAUCAUUCUCGAUGGACGACAAUCCGAUAUGAAGGUGGUGCGAGCAAUGGGCGUCAAAUUCAGGGAUACCCUCAAGGGAACGUACAAGGUCACGCCAAGAGCGGGAAUGGCCAUGGGGGUGAUCUGUGAACGAGAAGCAGUUGAAGUGGAAGCACCAGCAGAGGAGGAGUAGGUAGGUAUUUUUAAAGAGGUUUGGGUGGGGAUGGCUUUGGGAACGAUCCAUGCAAGAGUAAAAACAAUGCUACUGUACACCGUAGCUUCCCAUGAAAAAGCAAUGAAAAGAGCAGUCUCCUUUUUUAGAAUACGUUAGCAAAAGACUACUACGGUAGUUGAU